Ogataea philodendri is the source of this 996-nucleotide messenger RNA. RefSeq lists its product as uncharacterized. Lineage: Eukaryota; Fungi; Ascomycota; Pichiomycetes; Pichiales; Pichiaceae. The transcript has a single exon. Bases 1 to 996 code for a protein of 331 amino acids. The record is from RefSeq and is a predicted model, not a curated record.
AUGGCUUCUUCCGAUUAUUUCUCUGAAGAGGUGACAAUUAGUGAUGAGCCAGAAAUUCUCGAGAGCUUAGCUCCGAUAGCUGAUCUUGGGCUCGAAGAAUCAAACGAAAAUACACAUCCUAACAUCUGUCUUAACUCUGGAAAUGCAACUGCCAAUCUUGAGUUAUUCUCCCACUUUGAAACAACCAGUCUCGUGAAUGGUCUUGCAACCAGGAAAUCGAACUACAUGGGCGAGAAGACAAAUAUGGAGAAUCUCGCCGAUGGUCUCAUUUCUUCGUUUCAAGAUGAAGCGACUCUUGCGGGCUUCAAGCCGAGUUCGGGAAGCUUUCCAGAGCUCUGGGUCUCUGUAUUGAACGAACUCAUGAACAAGAUUGAACGUGUGAAGUCGGAUAUGGCCUCUGAUAUAUACGUUGAUCAAAAGUCCCCCGAGUUGGGAUUGGGAGUCAUGGGAAAAUCGGAGGAGGUAACAAAAGUUGCCGAGUUACUGAAACGUUUGAACCAGAUCGAAGAACACUUAGGAACGUAUCAGGAAUACGAUUACAAUCGGUCAGUCAAUUCGCGUCUGACUGAGAUGAGUCAGAAGUUGGAAUUUAGCAAUCAGAUCUUGUUCGAUGAUAACGAUACAACGUUAAAUAAUAUCAGGAUCAAUGAAUCAGCCUUAGGACAGAUUAUGAAAACCCCAAACAUAGCAAUCACUUGUCAGAUCGAGUCACUAUACAACAGGAUGGGCAAGCUCGCAUUUUUUGACCCUUCAGCUGGCAGCCUGGUAAAAAAAAUCAAAUCAGUUGGACUAUUACUGACUAAAGUCGAAUCCUCGUGUGAAUUCCUAGGAAAUCUAAGCGCGGAAUUUGAAGAAUUGAACUUGAAAAUGUCAAUGUGGGAACGAAAGCUCGAUCUUCUUGAAAAUCAAAUAACUGAGAGUCAUGAAGUAUUCCUGAGAAAUAAGAGUGAGAUAGCAACAUGGGUUUCGCAUUUGGAGCAUAAAUUGAAUCCUUGA